GUCAGAUACAUAGGAGACGAGGUUUUUAUUCCUUCGGAGGUGUACGGGUCCCGAGUAAACUCUUUUGCUCUCAAGAAAAUAAGUAAUGCUGUCGUGACGUUCGUGCAGUAGGAUUGUGCUUCUUAGGAAGACAGCGUUCACAGUCUCCCUUUGCGUUCUUUCAAAAAACGGUAGCAUUUUGCACUCGGCAACUCUAGCCAUUUUUCUACUUCGAUACUAAACAAACGUGCCUCCUGUAAUCCGCAAUGGCGGAGACAAAUGGGGCCGCAAAUUUGAAUACGAAAAAUGGAAAUUUCAUCUGUGGCGUUGUUGAAGGUUUUUACGGUCGCCCGUGGACCACUGAACAAAGAAAGGAUCUGUUUCAAAAAUUAAAAAAAUGGGGGAUGGAUUCGUAUUUGUAUGCACCAAAAGAUGAUUACAAGCAUCGUGCGUAUUGGAGAGAUUUGUACACAGUCGAAGAAGCAGAACAUUUAACAGGACUUAUAACAGCUGCCAGAGAGUGUGGUAUUACAUUCUAUUAUGCGCUGUCUCCUGGCUUGGAUAUUACUUAUUCGAGCUCAAAAGAAGUGACCAUAUUAAAAAGAAAACUGGAACAAGUUAGCCAAUUCGGUUGCACUGCAUUUGCAUUAUUAUUUGAUGACAUAGAACCCGAAAUGAGCGAAGCUGAUAAAGAAGUAUUUCAAUCUUUUGCUCACGCACAAGUUUCUGUAACAAAUGAUAUUUUUCAACACCUCGGUCAACCCAGAUUCCUGUUGUGUCCAACACAGUACUGUGCAACUAGGGCAAUGCCGAAUGUAGCAUCUUCGGAAUAUCUUAACACAUUGGGGAGUAAAUUAGCUCAAGAAAUCGAUAUAAUGUGGACUGGCCCCAAAGUAAUAUCUAGACUUUUAACUGUUGAAUCCAUCGAAGAAAUUACAGAGGUUUUGAGGAGGCCACCGGUCAUAUGGGAUAAUUUACAUGCUAAUGAUUAUGAUCAGAAAAGAGUAUUCCUAGGACCGUAUUCAGGCAGGUCUCCUGAUUUGAUUCCUAAGUUAAGAGGAGUUCUAACAAACCCCAACUGUGAAUACGGAGCAAAUUUCAUAGCAAUUCAUACUUUGGCUCAGUGGAGCAGAUGUAAUGUUGAUGGGAAAAGGGAUUUGAGUUUGAAUGAUACUGUAUCUGCUGACAUAAAAUUGGAAACUGAAACAGAGGACGGAGUGCUCGAGGACAUACCUUCAACAAUGUCUCCAAACAUAUAUCAUCCUCGACACGCUUUAAAAAAUGCCAUUAACGAUUGGUUACUGGAAUUUAACAAAAAACGCAAUGUAUGGGGUGUCAUAGCGAAACCACAGCCAUGCGUGGCACCCACGAUCCCGAUUCCAAUAAUUCCUUCCGUGAAUACCUGUAUGAGCCUUACAGCGACAACGACGACUACUGUUCCCGCGACUCCCGCACCAGUAACUAACUCCAAUCACCUUCAGGCAUUGGCUGAAGUCUGUUCAACCGUUCCAAGCGCUGACAAUUAUGUACAGCCUUCUUCUGGUCCCGUUAUGAAUUCUUUGGUAUCCGAUACAACAGUUAUCAGCGAGCCCAUUAUUCCAUCAAUUUCUUCUGCUGUGGAAAAUGUAACGAGUUCAAAUACAUUGUCGUCCAUGGAGCCAAUGGAUUGUAACACAACUCCUAACAACUCCCCGGCUCACACAGCGAAGAUUCAAACGGAGGAUGAUGCUAUGGUUGAAAAUAUUUCAACAUGUAGCGACGCAUCCGGUAGUAUGCAAGUGGAAGUGGAUGGUAGUUCUCCUGCAGUAAAUGGUACUCAAAUGAUCGUUGAAAACGAUAGUGAAAAUCAUGAUAGCGGUGACAAUGGUGAUCAAGAAUCUCCCGAUGUUGAUAAGAGACUGACGCCUGAAGAUCUUUCUCUGCUAUGUGAUCUGUUUUACUUACCGUUUGAACACGGUGGUCAAGGCAUCCAGUUGUUACAAGAAUUUAACUGGUUAAAGAGCAACGCUCAUCUUGUUAUGAGAAAACCGAAAGGAGAUGAAACUACAUCUCAAUCCGACAUCGAAGAAUGGCAUGCACGCGCAGCUAAAUUAAAUGAUAUGUGUAACGCUGUAAAUAGACUAUUUCAGCGACUUACAUAUUGUAACAAUCGUGAGUUGUUAUAUGAUCUAUAUUCAUAUGUGUGGGACAUGAGAGGAGUCGUGUCUCUGUUAAACAGUUAUGUGAAAUGGUUGGCGUUUGGCAGAUUCCCGUCGACGAUGACUACGUUUACCCAGGGAAGCUACACAUGGUUCUCGAAUGGCUGGAAAGAAACUUUUAUGAGCGGAGAACAAGAACCAUGGGUGUUCCGUGGAGGUCUUACAGCUGAUCUACAGAGAUUAAUUCCAGUGGACAGUGGUAAUGAUUUAUUUGUUUACAAAGCACCAGAAGUGCCCACUAGUAAAAUCUAUACGAUUAGGCCUUACUUAACAAGCGAUGAACACGCAGUGUAUUCUGUAUGCAAUAAAGUAUGUGGCUGUAUGGCAUCUUCUGCAGUUGCAGAUAGAUUAGUUGGAGGUUUCUUAACUUUGAGUCCGGAACUGUGUAUGAUUGUUGAAGAUGAGAGCGGUGUGGUAGGUUAUGCACUAGCUGCCUUAAAUGUAAAAUCUCAUUAUCAGAAAUUAGCAGUUUCUUGGAUUCCUGAAUUGCGGAUGAAGUAUCCGUUAGAUGACAAUAUAAAUGAUUUACCACAGGAUAUUCAGGACUCCAUACGAUAUUUCCAUUCGUUCGUACCGGAUGUACCUGAACAAUUGUGCAGGCAACAUCCGUCGAAGCUGUAUUGCGCUGUGUUGCCAAAUGUUAUGGACCAAUCUGUCCCUAAAAGAUUAAUUACUUGUAUACUUGCCGCUUUGAGAGCAAAUGGUUCCUUUGGCGUACACACUACAAUGUCAAUCACUGAUAAAGAGUCUCACGAGUUUUACAGUAAGCUUGGUUUUGUCGAUUUGAAUCCAGCACACGAGGAAUAUCCUGGCAUCAAGACUAUGUGCAGAAGUUUCUAACAAAGAGUGAGUACACCAGUGAUAUUUGUGAACAAAGUGUAUUUACUUGGACCAUCAUCGAAGAAGGCUUCUGUGGCCUAAGAAUUAAGUUCAAGUGGCAUAGAAGUAUGUUUAUUUCUAAGAAAAAAAAGAAAGGCCAGAAUGCUUUCUGUCCAUUGUAUAUUUUUGUACAGUGGACAGAAGGUGGUUUCUUGACUUCUCAACGAGGAGAGAAAAAAAUACAGGCAGACUUUGCAUUAUACUAUCUUUAAUGACUUCCGUUCUGAGAAGCUGUCCUAUAAGAUAUCUGCCUUCUUAUAUCAUAUACAAUGGGUGAUCAAAUUAUUCGAGCCAUGGUAUGAAAAAUGGGUUUAUCGUGUUUGUGUAGAAAUAGAGCCACAAUUUUAAGGUUUUUACAUUAUGUAAUUUUUAAUCAAUAAUUCUCCGCUAUUAAUAUACAAAAAAAUACUUAUAAAAAUAAUGUUAGUAUUUCGUAACGCCGCCUUUUGCUGCAAUUACUGCCUCAAUUCAUUUCGGCAUACUUCGAUGCAUUUUAAGCAAUUCAUUUUGAUUGCUUUAUUUCUAGCCCAUACUUCUAUCAAUCGUUCAAUCAAUUGACAUUUAUUACUAAUAAUAUUUCCACAAAUUUUCGAUGGGGUUGAGGUCCGAAGAAUUUCUAGGCCAGUCAAGAACUUUCACUUUUUUUUCAACUAUAUAUCAUAAUUUUACAAGUAUCAAUACAUCAAAAAAAAAUAAUAAAAACUCCGUUUAACUCGGUUUUCAUUUAAUUAAUGAUAUUUCUGUAAAAUCAUCAAUUUAUGCGAGUAGCUCUAAUAAUUUGAUCACCCACUGCAGUAUCACCCAAAUGUGUUUAACGAUAUAUGCGUGCAUACAGUGUAUAUACGGUACGAGUUAAGUUACAGUGAUAUCUGCAUCAUUAAGCGGAGAGAAUGUGAAAGAAAAUGUACAAUGUGCAAUAGUAAGGAUUAACAGAGGUAAACAGUAAACGAAACAGAGGAAAAGGAAGAAUCUGUUAAUUUUAUGAAUAUUUAUGUUUGUGUGUACAACGCUAUGGGAUUUUAGUAUAUCCGGUAUGCUUGUAUCUUAACUAGAAAGUUUUCUUAAAACGAAAAUGUAUAUAUAUAACAUGUAUGAUGUACGAGGAAAAAAUACCAGUAUGUGUGUUCAAUUAAUGAAUUAUUGAAGCUUUUUAAACCACUGAAUAAUAUUUUCUUAUCGAACACAUGUGAACAACGGAAGAUACAAGAGGAAUUCCGUUCGUUCGAAAUGUUUUCUCAAGCAAUAGUAUUUUUCACGAGAGAAUAGUACCAUCGGAUGAACGAAUUUUGGUUUUGUUUGCGCAUGUUGGCUCUGAUUGGUUCUGCUACGCUCCGUUACCAAGGUAACGCGCAAGCGCCGUACGGCUGUAAGCCACGCUGGGCAGAAAGUAUAUCCGGUGAUCAUAACCUUGUGAAUUAUGAUUCACUACCUCUGUCCUAUGUAUAAGCCGUUCCUACAUUAGUAUAUUUUGUCCACCGUGUAUAUGGCGGAAGCAAUGGGAAGUAAAUUACGGUGGGGGAAUUUUCUAUUUAGUCGAGCUGCGCGAAAUGGUACUAUUCUCUCGUGAAAAAUACUAUACGAAAAGAAAAGCGACUAACAAGGUCUAGUUUUAAUCUCAAAUCCACGUUUUUAUGAAAACCAUACCUAUUCCAUAGGUACUUUACUGCCCAGUAGCAAAAUUUUCACUUCGAACAUGAAUAUAACUGAUAUUUAAUAUGCCUAUUGUAAGGCCUUUUUUAUGUUUAAUGUAUCGUCCUCGACUAAUAUUGUUCUUAAUAACACAAAUAUCGGUAUUAUUAAUGAUGUUGAAUCGACUCUACGCGUGUAUGUAAUGCAGUGAAAUGUGAUACGCCUACAAUUGUUUAGAUAAUAUUUUUUAAUUUCGUUAACACACUUAUGUAUGUACUAUCCAACAGAAACGAACAUUUCUGUUCCGUCGCGAUAACAAACGUUAAAUGAUACAGUUACGUUUUAUACGAUUGUUUAUUUUAGUUUGCUUCAUCGUCAAUAAUCGAAACGCAAAAUAUGCAAAAUCUUUGUAAGGGAAAAAUAUGUAUAAGAAACAGUAACAUAUAGUAAACAAUUGCUAUCGUUAGUUGUUCGUACCGUCUUUUGUACGACAGUGUAUCAAAUGUACAGAGCUGAAAUAGAAAGUAAAUAACGAUAAGAAUAUACACAUGAACAUACACGCAUAUACGAAAGGAAAGAAAAUAAAUAUAAAAAUCUUA
This is a messenger RNA of Osmia lignaria (orchard mason bee), 5284 nucleotides long. RefSeq names its product O-GlcNAcase (gene Oga). Gene Ontology annotation, molecular function: beta-N-acetylglucosaminidase activity. Gene Ontology annotation, biological process: glycoprotein metabolic process. NCBI's taxonomy places the organism in Eukaryota, Metazoa, Arthropoda, Insecta, Hymenoptera, Megachilidae. The record is from RefSeq and is a predicted model, not a curated record.